UCAGAAUAAGUGUCAAGAGACAAGAGUUAGUUUUGGUUAUGUCCAGUUAGAUUUGGAAUUUCAAAAGGAUGGCUCCGAUUGACGUUACAAUUCUGAGGGUGAAAGAUCCCGGUCAUUUUUGGGCCAAGGAGGUCCCUGGACACAGUUCAACCAGUGAGGCUAGGCAGUUUCUACAACUCUUGGAAGACAUUGAUGAAUACUGCAGUCGUGAUCAGUUCCUUAAUAUGCACACCUACAAUCCUAAAAAGGGAGAGGUUUAUCUUGUAAAGAAAAUGGAUGCUGAUCGUUGGUACCGGGCCAGAGUGACUAGCAUCAUACUACGCAAGCAUCUAGCUGAAGCAAGCUGUUUCCUCUUGGAUUAUGGAGAAACCAUCAAACUUCCGAUGAACAGAUUGCGUGACAUCCCCGCAGAGUUCCUCCAGCUUCCCUUCCAGGCCAGAGAGUACUGUCUGUAUGGUCUGGUACCACUGUCGCUCAAAGUCUCGUUUGAUGAGGAUCAGGCCACAAUGCAGCCUGCUGUUAAAUGGGACACGGCAGCUGUUGAAUACUUUGAUGAAAUUCUAGUCGAUAAACCAGCUAAGGUGGACAUUCAUCACGUGAGGCAAGAUGGCGUCUCUCUGGUCACUCUCUACGUCAACAUUGAUCAGAAACAGGUCAAUGUAAAUGAAGAACUACUGCGAUUGAACUUUGCGGCUCGGAUCGAAGAACCGUUAACACUUGAAGUUGGAGCCAGAACACAGGAGAGAAGACCAACAAACAGAACCAACGGGUCCGGAUCACCGCUUAGUUGUUCUCCGCGCUCUGUGUCCCCAGGGAGUGCUGAGAAGCUGGAUGGGGCUAGAGGCAGGGAGAGCAAGCGUGAGGCAUCGGUGUCUCCUGACAGAGAGGCGAGGGAUGGGAGGCAGAAGACUACUCUGAGGGAGUACAUCGGUCUGCCACCUUUGAGACCAGACCAACUCAUGGCCGGCUCAACAGUUAGUACUACUUCACCUGGAUCCCUUCCAGACCGUACCCUUGCACAACAAAUGGAAUCAUCCAAGCCAAGCUAUACAGAACAGUCAUCUGGGAAGCUUCCAUUUGCUGCACGGGGGUUGUCCUCCAAGGGAUCGCCGCCACACAUCCCAGCCAGCAGGGGGAGAGAUUCAACCAUACCAAGUUCGACUUCUCAGUUCGCGUCCAAAACGGGGAAGGCUGAAGGGUUACUGCAGCAUACUUUGUCUUCCCAGGAUGACGCAGACAAGCUGAGAUUGUCUGCAACCUCCACCAGACAGGCUUUGGCAAGACUGCAAGCCAUCAAGGAAAGAGCAAAGAUGUCCACUGAAUCCUUACAGCGACAAACACCCACAGAGACACCCAGACACGAUCCCUUACAACCAGGUGACCGCUCACCCUCACAAACAGGCCCACAGACUCUCAGCCCCACCACCGCAACAACAACUCUGCCAACAGGUGCUACGAGAUUGAAAUCCAGUUCUUCCUUGCUGGGUGCCACCAGAUUACCGUUCGCUGUCGACGGAAGAUUCACCGUGUCACCCGAGGAAUUAGCAGCGAGAGCCGUGAAUCUGCCCAAGACAUUGCAGAGUCCAGCAAGACAAGCCCAGAGAAAAUCCCAACGAGGUGAUACAUCCUCAGAUCCCGAUUAUUACUACUCUUCCUCUGAUGAACCCAGUCAGUAUGUGCCAUCUGUGAUGCCACAGUCAAAGGUCAUAGGCCAAAGGCUUCUCAAGCAAAUUUCCUCGACUCAUGCUGCAUCCCCAGCAUCUGACAUUCAGGAAUUGAUGUAUUCUCAUAUCAAGAAGACGUCUCGUGUCUUGAUUCAUGGUGACCGGCCGCCGAGACCCAUGAUGAGUAUAGAGCAGUCGCCGUUCCCUGAUUCCAUCCAAAAGAAAUUGACCAAACUGGGCUUCCCAUCGCCCAGCGACAUUCAAGCUUACUCCUGGCCGAUCAUUCUCCGGGGGAGGGACAUGGUGGGCAUAUCCUCCCCUGGGACUGGGAAGAGCCUAGCCUUCCUGCUUCCACUCAUCACACAGUCUUUACAGCCGUCCACAUAUUCAUCACUGCCGCCUGGCAACGGGCCCCUUGUGAUCAUUGUCAGUCCCAGCUGGCGUAAGGCAGCCGAGGUGUACGACCAGUGCAGCAAGUUUCUGCCUACCCAGAGGGGGAGUAGGGUUAUACUCAUUCAUGGUGCUGGAUCUGAGGAACAACAAGAGGUCCAGUUGUUGAAUGGCUGCAGUAUUCUGGUGGCAACCCUUCCCUGUCUUCUUAGAAUGCUGAGAGACAACCACACAAGCCUCAAUCGACUCAGUCACUUGGUCCUUGAUGAUGCUGAUAUCCUUUGUGAAGACUUCACAGAUAAGGUUAAGGAGCUGAUGUCUGAGUAUGCCUCAGUCCUCUCCAGACCCAACAGUUCCCGCACCGCUCCCCGUCAACUCUUCCUCUUCUCCUCCCAAUGGACCAUGGGUCUGGGUUCCUUCCUACGUGCCUACAUGGCUGAUCCUGUUGUGGUCAUCGCAUCGCCCCUGGAGGCGGCCGUCUAUGCCCGGGUGGGACAGGUCGUGCUUAGAGAGGAGCCCAGUGAGCGAGAUGGUUUCCUCCGAGGUCUUCUAGACUCUGGAUCCCCGACCAAAGCCAGACGGAUGAUCAUCUUCACCAACAGCAAGGAGCAAGCUAAGCGGCUACAGGAGGUUCUUGUCGGUGGUUUCUGCCAUUACGCGCUGCUGGCCUUCAAGGGCAUGCCACAGCACCAUUUGGAGACGGUCAAGACAGAAUGGCAUGAACACCACCACAGCAAUUCCCAACAAGUCCUGGUGUGCACCGACGAUGUUAUUCAGGACCUGAGCAUCACGAGUGCAAACACCGUGGUCCACUACGACUUCCCUUCCUCUAAGCAGAAGUUUGGCCUGCGGCUGAGCUGCAUGAUGGAUAGUUACUCCUCUCAGAUAGAAGAGACGAAAGUUUCCGACUGCCGGUCGAUACUGCUGAUCUCUAGAGAAGACAUGACUCUCAUUCCUGGACUUGCCAACCUCCUGAAGAGGUGCAGCUUUGCCAUCCCCUCCCAGCUCAACGUGGAAGAGGCCAUCACGGAAAAAGAAAAGAACAAGAAAGGCAAAGCCCUGUGUCGACAGCUGAAGGCGUUUGGUGAAUGCAGGAAUAAAUCUUCCUGCCUUGGUCGUCAUGAGAUGUUUGCUGAUGCGGAUGCACCGGGUUGCCAUGCCAACCACAUCCGUCUCCCAUCGUCUGGUGUUGUCAAGAUUCUGAUCACGCACAUUGUAGACGCGACUAACUUCUACGCUCGCAUCCUUGAGUAUCGCAGCACCGAGGCUAGUGACCCUGUUGCCAUGCCGAUGACCCACCUUGACCUAGCCUUUGAGAUGGCUGGGUGGUUUAGUGACCCCGCCCACUGUGUGGGUAUUGGCACUCCUAUGGCUGGUGACCUCUGUGGUGUGGAGGACGCACGCCAUGUCUUCCAUCGGGUCAAAGUUCAGAGGUCAAAGAGGUCAGCACGUGCACUCACUGAAGAGGAGAAGGAGGUUCAGUUCGUGGACCAGGGAAGAAUUGAGCGGGUAACAGUGAGCAAGUUGAUGAGACUACCGGAUCAUUUGUAUUCCAAACCAUACCAGGCUGUGGAGAUUUACGUAUGUCGAGUCAAGCCGGUAGAUGAUGACACUGAGUGGACAACGCAGGCGGGUUUCUUCGUUCAUGACAUGAUCCACGACAAACAGAUGGAAGGGAAGAUUAAUCUAAGCUUGGACAACACCUUAUGGCUAGACCCUGUAGUGCAGCGUGUUCAUCUACCCAGCAUCAAGACCACCGUCAACAUGUACAACGUCCGGCAAGAGUUACUGGACGCUGGAUUGGCCGUAGACAACCCAGAGCACAUCACCAAGUUGAGGAGGAAGUGUGAAGGAAAAGUGCCCCUGCCAGACAUGGUUGUCCCAUCGGCACAUGAGAAUAGGAGCCAGCCCAUGCUCCUUCCAGACCCUAUCUACCUGUCUCCUUCUGAUGACUACUACCCUGUCUAUGUAUCAUCUGUCCACACUCCAAGAUGCCUGUAUUUGCAACUAGCCAAGUAUAAUGACAGACUGGAUAAAUUAAUGGAGGAAAUCAAUGCCAAACUAUCGGAUAAUAAUGCUCCCCCACCGCCCAAAGAUUGGCAGCCCAGAGUUGGGGAAGUGUGUCUGGCCAGGUUCCAUGAGGAUGACAGAUGGAACCGGGUGCGCAUCUUAGACAUUCCUGGAGACGGUCGAUAUGAGGUGUUCUACUUGGACUACGGUGAUAGAGAAGAGGUUGCUAAGGACUGGCUACAUCCUGCAUGGAACAACAUCCUCAAGCUGCCAUUCCAGGCCAUCCAGUGCAGUCUGACCAACGUCUCCCCGAAUGAGGAUGAGUGGAGCGACGCUGCUGGUGAUGCAUUGUGGGAUAUGUGCCUUGACGGCGACGACAAGAAAUUACUGAUGGCAAAAAUCAUAUCUGAAAUUGGGUCAGGAUCUGAAUCGGGGCCUGUUGGGUCGUCCCACUAUGAGAUUGAGCUGUUUGAUACCAGAAGCGAGCGAGACGUUGUGAUUGGUCAGGAACUGGUACAUGCUGGGCAUGCCGCAGGGAACGAAGCCUUGUUUCAGAGCAUGUUCCCGAUUGUUGCAGUAGAUGACGACACUGAACCGCCGUUGUCAACCGAGAUUGGCAACAUGUUGUCUCAGCUCUGCUUAGAACUGUACAAUUUAAAGAGUGAGUCUGAGCAGCUUGACGUAGCCAGCCAAAUCAACGAGCUGAUAACAACACUCAGCCAAUUGGAUUGCUUGACUGAAGUGGACAUAGCCCCCUUGUGUCGUCUGGUGGCAUGCAGACGGGGUCAUCAGCGGGUCAUUGAUAGCCUGGCUACCAGUCUGGCCCUAGUUUGCUUCAAAAGUCCCAAGAACUGUGAGGUUUUGUGCAGAAGUGGAGGACUGAAGGAAUUAUGCCAAUUGCUACUGAAGACUAAAGAUGUCAAACUUCAGGAAUAUAUAUCCUAUGUUCUGAUGUUGUCCUCCGGGAAUCCCACGAGCAUCCUGGAAUAUGGCGGCAUUGAAGCCUUGUGCGGUGUGCUAGCAGCGCCGGCCAAUGUCAACAUCGUCAAUCAGGCCAGUGCUGCAUUGGCAGCCCUCGUCACGGACAACAACAAAAACCAAUGUACUGUGAACGAGGCAGGUGGGUUGAGAACCAUCUGCAAGCUGCUGGGCACUAUGAGGAAGGAGGACUGUCUCAUGAACCUCUUGAGGGCGCUGUCCAAGAUGGCUGCCAAUGGAGGGACCAGAGAUGAGAUUCGUGAGGAGGGUGGUCUACUCAUUCUCUGUGAUCUCCUGUGGGACACCGUGGACAGUCCCGUGGUUCACCUCAUUGCUCAGGCUCUGACUUCAUUGAGUUGCAACAAUCCACUGAACCUGGAAGUCAUGACAGACCAAGCACUGAUGGACUGUGUGGAAAGUCAGCUGAUGUGUAUGAGUCAUUCUGAGACCACUCACCGACUGCUAGUCACGCUGCACAUUCGUCUGAUUGAACACACCAAGACCCAAGCAGACCAAUCAGAGGAAACCUACCAACCCAGCAGCCAAUCAGCUGCCGUUGGCAGGGGCCCCAUGAUGACUGCCAACCAAUCAGGCUCUACUCAGUUGCCAAAUCACAGACAGCAGCCCGUGUCAAAGGUCAUCAGCAUACAGGAGGUGACGGAUGACAGAACCAAAGGUUUACCAGAUGACAACGAUGAUAUGCCCCCUUUGGAGGUUGAUUCCGAGAUUUCACUGCCCAAAACCCAGCCCAAAGUCCUAUGGUCCCAACGUCCCAAUUCAGUCGUCCUCAGUGUGCAGCUGAGAGGGGUCGUGACCUUUGACCUUGAUGUGACCUCUACCAGCGUCAGUUUCAGCACCAUUCAAGAUAAGACCAACUUUGCCUUUAGCCUGGAUCUGUACAGUCGUGUGAGGGCGCCAGAGCAUGCGGCAGUACCCUUGGGCAGUGAAGUGUUGAUCACGUUGUACAAGGAGACAGUGGGUACCAACUGGUCUCGGCUGACUGCCAGCAAAACCAAGCUUGGGUUCAUCGGAAAUGAUUUUGAGCGCUGGAAGCUGGAAGACUCAGAUUCGGAAGAAGACAUCUCAUACAGAUUUGGAAUUAAGAAGAAACCUCCUCUACCCAACAGACCCAAGAAUCGAUCUAGCCAGAACACUGUCCCUGUUGCCUCGGUGCCAGAGCUAGACACCUCAGAGAGCUCAGAAGCCUACUCUGAGGAGGUCAAUAGCUCCGAUGAAGACGCUGAGUUUGGUUAUGCCAGUGACAACUCCAACUCAGCUGAGCCACCGCAUUCUUCAUAGCAUGGUUGCAGACAGGCCAGAUUUAUUUGUGAAUACCUUGACCAGAAAACUCAAGAGCAAUCAGUUUAAUUCACCUGUCAACUUUGUAAUUAUUUUCCUGAUCUUAACAGUAAUAAUUUAACAUGUUUGAUUCACAAUACAGAACAACUCUUUGGUGGUAAAAGUCCUACUGGAUUACCAGUGCCUGGUUGAAAAUGGUUAAAGUUAGUUUGUGGACAUUGCCAAACCGAAUUAAUUUUAUAUUAAGUAACAGUUGGAUUUUGCAAUCUUAAUGAUUUUUUUUAUGUGAGCAAUUUAAUAUGGGAUUUUUUGGGUGUAAGUAAAAAGGGAAUAAAUGUGUGUUUGGGAAGUAUUAUAACACUCUGUUUAAGACCGGUUGGAGUCUGGAUGGGUAAUUAUCAGCACUGCAGACUCCAACCAGUCUUAAAGAGAGUGUUUAUUACCGACCAAGCAUAUAUUUAUUCCCAUUCAUAAAAACCUUUUUGGUAAAAAAAAAAA
Patiria miniata (bat star) is the source of this 6839-nucleotide messenger RNA. RefSeq lists its product as uncharacterized. Gene Ontology annotation, biological process: transposable element silencing; germ-line stem cell division. The record is from RefSeq and is a predicted model, not a curated record. NCBI's taxonomy places the organism in Eukaryota, Metazoa, Echinodermata, Asteroidea, Valvatida, Asterinidae. The transcript is spliced from 48 exons. Gene Ontology annotation, molecular function: ATP binding; RNA helicase activity; protein binding. The coding region runs from base 69 to 6341 and encodes 2090 amino acids.